GACAGGAAGUGGAUCUCUGGAGCAAGAUGGCGUCCAGUAGUGGUGCAAAGAAUGAUUUUCGGCGCAAGUGGGACAAAGAUGAGUACGAACAACUGGCUCAAAAGCGAAUCACAGAGGAAAGAGAGAAAAAAGAUGGCAAACCUGUCCCCCCGGUCAAACGAGAGCUUCUCCGGCACAGAGACUACAAGGUGGAUUUGGAGUCGAAGCUCGGAAAGACCAUCGUCAUCACCAAGACCACACCGCAGGCUGAAAUGGGCGGGUACUAUUGCAAUGUGUGUGAUUGUGUUGUGAAAGACUCCAUUAACUUUUUGGACCACAUCAAUGGCAAGAAACACCAGAGGAACCUGGGAAUGUCGAUGCGAGUGGAACGCUCCUCAUUGGACCAAGUUAAAAAACGUUUCGAGGUGAACAAAAAGAAGCUGGAGGAAAAACAGAAGGAGUAUGAUUUCGAGGAGCGAAUGAAGGAACUGCGGGAAGAGGAGGAAAAGGCAAAAGCUUACAAGAAGGAAAAGCUGAAAGAAAAGAAAAGAAAGGCAGAGGAAGACCUUAAUUUCGAAGAAGACGAUGAAAUGGCUGCUGUAAUGGGAUUCUCAGGGUUUGGUUCCUCAAAAAAGGGCCACUGAAUAAAAAAACGUGACCUCUGUAGCCAUGCUGAGGCUCAUCAGGCUCAUCUGUCUGUCCAGCUGAAGGACUGGUUAGAUUUGUCAUCUUCACAGAACGCCAUGACAAAAUACAAAGCCAACAAAUAAUUCAAUAAUUUGCAAAUUUGGCCACAGUCGGUUAUUUGGCAUCUUGACACCUGUUAAAAUCUGUAGAUUUUUAUUCAAAUAAUUGUCCAGUUUUCUCUGUAAAUUUGGAGUUAAAGUUAAAGGAAUUAAAGUCUUUUGGCAUUACUAAAGACUGAUAAAGUGCUAAAUGUGCUAAAUAAUGAAAAAAGGCAUGUGGCAUUUAAAGCAGGAUUUUGUUUUUCUUUUGUUUUCUUUCUUUGCUAUUUUUUUAAUUGAAUGUGCAUUUAAAUAACUUCAUUUUAUUUUACAUUAAAAACUUUUUAACUUUUUAUUUGAAUAAAUAUUUAAAUGCAUUUAAUCAGAUUGUUUUCAUUUUAACAAAAUCAGCAUAAAAAUUUUCUUUUAAUUUUAAAUAAGCAGUAUUACAAUGUUUAUUCCGUCAUUUCCUAUUACCAGUUAUGCUUUGAAUUAAAAGCUUUUAGCAUAGAAUUAGCAAAAAGAAGCACCAACUUGUGAUUAACAUCCAACUUGUGAAUACAUUUUUAAUCUGUACCUCUAAAAAUAAAAAAAGGAGGGGGGAACCCAUGAUUUCCAGAGACAUGGAUUAUGAUCCUGCCGGUUGAGUAAUGUGGGAACUGGAAUAUGUUUGUUAUAUAAUUUAAUGGAUAGCACUAACAAAAGAAAAAAAAAUUGAUCUGGAAAUAUUUUAGGGAUAUAUAUUUUAAGAUGAGCUGUAUAAAGUGGGAUUGUUUAGCCAACUUUUAGAUUUACAUACUGUACAUAUGAAAUUCAUACUACAGUACAAUGCGUUUACUGUUUCUCCCUAAUAUGACUAACUAAACCAGUGUCUUCAAGAACCACGCUGGAAAAAAUGAAUUUGUCUAAGUUCUUGGGUGACAUAGGCUUCAGUGGUUAGGACUGUCACGUUGCAACUUCUUGGGGUUUGAAAUUCACCAUGUGCGUGUGUGGAGUUUGCAUGCUUUCAGUGUAUUUGCAUGUUUCCUCAGAGUACUGUUGUUUCUCCUUCAGUCCAAAAACAUACACUACCACUUAAAAGUUUGGGAUCACUUUCUAAUCACA
This is a messenger RNA of Clarias gariepinus (North African catfish), 1808 nucleotides long. It is a transcript of the gene zmat2, whose product is annotated as zinc finger, matrin-type 2. The transcript is spliced from 6 exons. Gene Ontology annotation, biological process: mRNA splicing, via spliceosome. Lineage: Eukaryota; Metazoa; Chordata; Actinopteri; Siluriformes; Clariidae. Gene Ontology annotation, molecular function: nucleic acid binding; zinc ion binding. The record is from RefSeq and is a predicted model, not a curated record. Bases 27 to 623 code for a protein of 198 amino acids. Gene Ontology annotation, cellular component: U4/U6 x U5 tri-snRNP complex; spliceosomal complex.